GCAAGUCACUGAGCCACAGUUACAGUUCCGCGAACAGGCAGGAGGAGACCAGUCAGUCAGUUCUACACAUCGUGUGCCCUAGAGAUUAGCAGAUGGCAGCGCAAUGCGUGACCAAGGUGGAGCUGAGCGUCUCCUGUGACAAUCUCCUUGAUAAAGAUGUUGGCUCCAAAUCGGAUCCUUUGUGUAUGCUCUUAAUGAAUUCUAGUGGUCAGCAGUGGUUUGAGAUUGAUCGGACAGAAAGAAUCAAAAACUGCUUGAGUCCCAAGUUCUGCAAAAAGUUUGUUAUUGACUAUUAUUUUGAGGUGGUCCAAAAGCUAAAGUUUUGUAUAUAUGACAUUGACAACAAAACGGUUGACCUAAGUGAUGAUGAUUUCCUGGGAGAGUUUGAAUGCACGCUGGGGCAAGUUGUUGCAAGUAAGAAAUUAACAAGGCCCCUUUUGCUUAGAAAUGGCAAACCUGCAGGAAAAGGAUCAAUUACGAUCUCUGCUGAAGAAAUAAAGGAUAACAGAGUUGCCCAAUUUGAAGUUGAAGCAAGGAAAUUAGAUAAUAAGGACUUCUUUGGUAAGUCAGACCCUUACCUGGAGUUUCACAAGCAAUCCGCAGAUGGCAGGUGGCAAAUGGUUCAUAGGACAGAGGUAAUAAAAAAUAAUCUCAACCCUGUCUGGAGACCCUUCAAGAUACCUCUGCAGUCUCUCUGUAAUGGAGACAUGGAUCAGAAAAUCAGGGUUGAAUGCUAUGACUAUGACAGUGACGGGUCACAUGAUCUUAUUGGCAUCUUUGAGACCAAUAUGUCCAAACUUAAGGAUGCCUCCCGCAAUUCACCUAUGGAAUUUGAAUGCAUAAAUGAAAAAAAGAAACAGAAGAAGAAAAGUUACAGAAAUUCUGGAGUUGUGAGUGUGAAACAAUGUCAGAUUAUAAAGGAGUACUCAUUUCUUGACUACAUUAUGGGAGGAUGUCAGAUGAAUUUUGUUGUCGGAAUUGACUUCACUGGAUCAAACGGUGAUCCCCAUUCACCAGAUUCCCUGCACUAUAUCAGCCCUAAUGGGGUUAAUGAAUAUCUGACAGCCAUCUGGUCUGUUGGGAUGGUAAUUCAAGAUUAUGAUACAGAUAAAAUGUUUCCAGCUUUUGGUUUUGGAGCUCAAAUACCCCCGAAUGGACAGGUUUCUCAUGAGUUCCCAAUUAAUUUUAAUCCAUCAAAUCCUUCCUGCCAUGGGAUUCAAGGAAUCAUAGAUGCUUAUCGCUUAUGUCUUCCUCAAGUGAGACUAUAUGGACCCACCAAUUUUUCUCCAAUCAUUAAUCACGUUGCUGGGUUUGCUGCUGCAGCUACACAACAACAGACAGCAUCUCAAUACUUUGUACUCAUGAUCAUAACUGAUGGAGUUAUAACAGACCUGGAUCAAACCAGACAAGCCAUAGUGAAUGCUGCAAAAUUGCCUAUGUCCAUCAUCAUAGUUGGUGUAGGAGGAGCAGAUUUUAGUGCUAUGGAGUUUUUGGAUGGUGACAAUGGAGGACUCAGGUCACCCUCGGGAGAGAUGGCUAUAAGAGACAUUGUACAGUUUGUACCUUUCAGGAACUUCGCAACGGCUCCAAAAGAAGCCCUGUCUCAGAGUGUGUUGGCAGAGGUCCCCCAACAGGUUGUCUCUUACUUCAGCACGUACAAACUGAAGCCUCCUAAGGACCCCGCUGGGAAGUAAUGAAGUGUUGAAGAGUCGCACUAUAACUUGUUAUUAUAUAUGUUUAACUUUCUGCAUAUAACAUUUGCCUUCUGUAAUAUAACUUACUAUUAGUUGUAUGCAAAUUUAUUUUAGGGCAGAUAAGUUAAAGCAUUUGAUGUUUGUACUAAUUAUAUGUAUUGCAAUAUAAUGUUUUAUAUGAGAACCUAAAUGAAUGUUAUGAUAAACCAUAUUAAACAACCCAGGUAGAAUAUUAAUGUUACAUUUGGUAAUUAUAAAUAUUAUUAUAAUCUUCUUAUUUCAUCUCGUUGGGCUUAUUUUUAUUUUUAUUAUUAUGAUUAUUAUUAUUAUCCCAUGAAGUGAGCUUAAAAGAUUCAGUUUACAAGUUACAUGGCUUUUGCCUUUUAAACCACUUGCACUUGGUGCUAUUACUUCCAGCAUGCACUCUUAUUGUUGCAAGUCCAUAUACAGUUACACAUAUAGCCUUGGACUAAUAAGACAUUGCCGCUUUUAAUUUCCUGAAUGGUAAACUAUAGUGAGAUAUAUAUAUAUAUAUAUAUAUAUAAAAUAACACACAUAUAUCUUUUUAUAUUGCACCAGUAAAGCUACUAUUCGGCUUAAUAUAAAAUAUAUAAGAAAAGGGCACAUUUCUUACAUGUCCUGGAAAAAAGCUUUGAAUAUAUAUAUAUAUAUAUACUGUGAGCAAUGAUAUUUUUGUCACUGUACAGCUUUAUGACUGAAUUUUAAACUGGCCGAUUUAAAUCAUAUAAAAGAACACUACAAAUUAGAAGCAUUGUUUUUAAGCUAUCUUAUUAUAGACCCAAAUAUCUGAUGUCCUCAGAUGAUUUAUUAUGAGGCUCAGCCAAAUAAUUAAAUUGUUAAUAUACAUAUUUAGAUGAACAUAGAUAAUAGUGCCAACAUUGUUUCAACAACUUAUAUAUAGUGUACGUAAGCUAUUAUAAUUGCAGUGUCAAAUGUAGCUCUUUAAAUAGAGAUAAAAGUCAAAAUGAAGCUGUCAUGUCUUAGAUAGAGAAUGCAAUAUUAACCCCUUAGUGACCAGACCAUUUUUCAAUUUUCUUUCUGUUAGAGACAAAGGCUAUUUUUACAUUUCUGCUGGGUUUGUGUUUAGCUGUAACUUUCCUCUUACUCAUUUACUGUACCCAUACAUAUUAUAUACAGUUUUUCGUGCCAUUAAAUGGACUUUCUAAAGAUACCAUUAUUUUCAUCAUAUCUUUAUAGUUUACUAUAACAUUUUUUUAUAAAAUAUGAUAAAAAUGUUUUGAAAAAAACACACUUUUUCUAUCUUUGACCCCCAAAAUCUGUUACACAUCUACAACCACCAAAAAACACCCAUGCUAAAUAGUUUCUAAAUUUUGUCCUGAGUUUAGAAAUACCCAAUGUUUACACGUUCUUUUCUUUUUUUGCAAGUUAUAGGGCAAUAAGUACAAGUAGCACUUUGCUAUUUCCAAACCAUUUUUUUUUCUUCAAAAUUUGCAUGUUACAUUUUAACAUUGAUAUAUGUCAGGAAUCCCUGAGUAACCCUCUACAUGUAUAUCAUUUUUUAGUAGACAUCCCAAAGUAUUGAUCUAGGCCCAUUUUGGUAUAUUUCAUGCCACCAUUUUACCGCCAAAUGCGAUCAAAUAAAAAAAAAUCGUUCACUUUUUCACAAACUUUAGGUAUCUCACUGAAAUUAUUUUCAAACAGCUUGUGCAAUUAUGGCACAAAUGGUUGUAAAUGCUUCUCUGGGAUCCCCUUUGUUCAGAAAUAGCAGACAUUUAUGGCUUUGGCAUUGCUUUUUGGUAAUUAGAAGGCUGCUAAAUGCCGCUGCGCACCACACUUGUAUUAUGUCCAGCAUUGAAGGGGUUAAUUAGGUAUAUUGUAGGGAGCUUGAAGGGUUAAUUUUAGCUUUUAGUGUAGAGGUCAGCCUCCCACCUGACACAUCCCACCCCCUGAUCCCUCCCUGACCCCUCUCAAACAUCUCUCUUCCCUCCCCCACCUCACUAUUGUCACUGCCAUCUUUAGUACUGGCAGAAAGUCUGCCAGUAUACAAAUAAUUUUUUUUUAAUUAUAUAUUUUCUGCAUUGUAGGAUCCCCCUUACCACCCAAACUCCCUGAGCCCCCCCCCCCCCCCCAAACAGCUCUCUAACCCUCCCUCCUCUAACUAUUUGCCACCAUUUUGGGUACUGGCUAUUUGUCAUUAAGUUACAGUUUUAGUAGGACGUACCCUGUACAUCCUUAGUCCUUAAGGGUUUAAAAAAAACAAGAACUUUGUUUUACUUUUUAUCAAAUUUACUUUGUUCUCUUGGUAUCUUUUGUUGUCUUGAGCACUAUGUGGCAGCAGUCAGGGACACCAUCAGGGGGUAAAAGGGGUCACUGGUGUCAGGGGCUUGUGGCUCAGGAUGCCUGGCACCAGGGCUGAGCUAAUGAUAGUGCACUGGUAGUUGUCAUACUGGCAGUGAUGGAAAAAACAUUCAGCAGCAGCUGGACAACUAAGCAUAAAAGUUACUUACCAGUUGCCAAGCCGCUGCUGUUUAUUCCGCCAUCACAGCCAGCCAGAGUCCCGAUUGGCUGACUGACCUCCAAAAGUGUGAUGUCACACCUCUACCAGCAGUUAUCUUCUUCCCCAUCACACACAUUUUUCUAGGAAGAAGAUGGGAUAGCUACAGACAAGCCUGUAGUCUGGAGUGAGGGAGAUUGUGAAGACAUAUUAAAUAUUUGUGUUUUUUUUAUUAUUGACUUUCUGUUUUUGUCACAUCUUUGAGUUGAUAAAUCUUUGAGUUUCAGAAAUCAAAUCAGAUUUUUUUUAAUAAAGCUGGCACUAGAGAGAGCAUUGUUCUAUGUAAAAAAGUAAUAAUCUUUUUAACAAACAAAAUGAUGGUAGAAAAUGGGCUGUUAUAUCUUUUACAUAGUAAUUCUGCUCUCUACAUUUUCACUAUGGCACUGGUUCCUAAACAAAUAUACUGUUUGCAUUUAGCAUUAGUGAACGUCUCCAUGAGAGACUUGGUCAAGUCUGAUUUAGACAUUGUCCUAAGUAGGUUGGCAGCAUUUCUUUUGCUUAGGUGGCGCUAUAUGCCAGCAGUUCUGCAAGAAUGUUAUCCAUUUGCAAGACCACUAGAUGGCAGUAUUUUUUCCUGUCAUGUAGUGCUCCAGAUGGCUACCUAGGUAUCUCUUCAACAAAAAAUUACCAUGAGAAUGAAGACAAUUUGAUAAUUGAAUUAAAUUGGAAACUUCUUGUUUUUUUUCAAUUAUAAAAUAAAAUGUUUUGGUUUCAUAUCCCUUUAAAGGGACAGUAUACACCAAUUUUCAUUUAACUGCAUGUAAUAGACACUACUAUAAAGAAUAAUAUGCACAGAUACUGAUAAAAAAAUCUAGUAUAAAACAGUUUAAAAACUUACUUAAAAGCUCCCAGUUUAGCUCUGUUACAAGGAUUAGCUAGAACACCCAUUGAAAGUGGGAACUAUUCAGACCCUCCCCCUUCCUCUGCAUAUUAAAAGACUCUUUACACAAACAGAAGCAAGCUGGAGUAGGUAUACAUUGGUAUUCUCAUAAAACUUCAGGGCUUGGUUAGGACUCUGAAAAUCAGUGCAAUGUUAUUUAAAAAUAAGCAAAACUAUACAUAAAAACAAACAAACUGUAUAGGCUAUAUAAAUGGAUCAUCUACAAAACAUUUAUGCAAAGAAAAUCUAGUGUAUAAUGUCCCUUUAAGUCUAACAGAAUAUCCACAUUACUAUGUACAUCUCUUUUCUAUGUAUAACUUGGGACAAGAUACAAACAGGAAAACAAAUAUGUUUAAAAGAACUGCUUAAAGGGACAGUAUACUGUAAAAUAGUUUUUCCCUUAAUGUGUUUACAAUUGCUUUUUUUACCAACUGCAGAGUAAAAAAUGUAUGAAAAUUAGCUUUUUAAGGUUUAUUUCUGUAUAUUAAAGCUCUGAUUUUGUGUUUUGAAGCCACAGCCUAAUAAAAUAGGUUGAGCUUGUAGGUAUAAUCCGAUCUCAUUACUGUAUCACAUUGUGCACAUAUACCUGCUUCUUUAUCUUAUAUCUGUCCUUAAAACAAUCACCAGUACUUUGAGAGAACAAUGGAAAAUAAACAUUUUAUUACCUUAUCUCUGCUUUAACACACUGGGAGUGUAAUUUCUUCUGCUGGCUGUGUUUACAAAGCUUAUCUAUAGCUGGUACGUGCGGCCACAAACUUUCAGAAUAGGUGGGGAUGAUACAUGCUAAAUUAACAAUUUCAAAUGCCAAUAUAAGGGUAAAGGAGCUACUUGUAAACAAUUUAAUACUCUCCAGCAGGUAAAGUGGAUCAUUGGGAACAAAUUAAAGGGGAGAAACAUUUUGAGUAAACUGUCCCUUUAAUGCAGAGAUGCAUUUUCAUAGGAGGAGGAAUAAAUGUAAAGAGGAUUAUUGUAAUUUGUGUGUGGGAGGUCAUUUUAGUGCUUAAAAUAAAAUCACAGAGAUCCAGCAGACAACACCUGUGCUGCCCAAUAUUUGUGCUGCUGUCCAAAAGACGCAUGCGUUUUUAGAAACGCCAGGAUAUCCGAUUUGAAAUGAUGUAGGGCUCACAUUUUUGAAUGACUCUAGCUGUUCUGCUGAUUUUCUCACUAACAACAUCAUACUGUUCAUUUAUAAGCUGAUUUAAUAGAGUAUUUUGAAUAGUAUUAAAAGAAGGAACUUCUGGUUUUAACCACCACUGUAGGAUAGAUUUCCUGGUGUUUUUGUGUGUUAUAAUAUUUGUAGACUUUGUAUCAGUUAAAUAGUGACCGGUUACAUAACAAGAUAAAGCAAAUAGGUUAUGAGCAUUAGGUCUCAGCUCUGCACUGUGAUUGCGUCUGACGUCAAACUGUAAAGAUAGUAACACACAUACGCAGAAAUACUCGCACUUACUUGCCCAAAAAUUGCACAAGAGCGAGAGGGGGCCCCUGAUUUAAUGGAUUAGUAAAGUUCAAGUGGUGGCCCUAGCCGCAGUGUUUGAAAUGUUAUACUGCUUCCAUAUAGUUCACCAGACACAUGUAUGCGCCUGAGACUUCCAAGGUAUGAUCUUUAACAAAGGAUACCAAAAGAACAAGGUCAAUUAAAUAACAGAUGUUUACUAGAAAUAUUUGUAUUAUUAUUAUGUAUUAAAUUGUUUGCUCUAUCUGUAAUGAACGUUACAUUUUUACUUUCAUGUCUCUUGAUGUUAAAAUGUAAAAGUGCCUUAUGUAUAUGUUCAGACUGAGUUUUUCAGUGUAUCUCCCUCUGGUAAACAUUAAAUUUAUUCCUUUAUUUCAUUUAUUAAUUUCUUUUGUUACUUUAAAGAAAAAAAAAGUUAUAAAUGGUAAUUGAUUCUUUUAUAUGUAUGUUUUGUAUUUGACCGCACUGUAGUAACACAUUUUGCAUUUUAUAUGUAAUUAUAGCUUUUUUUUUCUUGUUUUGUAUUUUAAUUCUUUGAAAAGUAAGUUUAUCAUCUCUUAGCAGAAGAGCGCUGUACAACAACAAAAUAUUUGCACGCAGAGCGGUUAGUCCUUAGCGUAGCUUCAUUGUAAACUUCUAAAGAUAAUAUUCUUGCACUUUUUAAAAUUCUAUUUAUAGAAGGUGUUUGUUACAUACAUAAAUAGACAGUGAUGAUGACAAUAAACUAAAUAUAUUUAACCCAUA
Messenger RNA from Bombina bombina (fire-bellied toad), 7307 nucleotides. It is a transcript of the gene CPNE3, whose product is annotated as copine 3. The transcript is spliced from 16 exons. Lineage: Eukaryota; Metazoa; Chordata; Amphibia; Anura; Bombinatoridae. Gene Ontology annotation, biological process: ERBB2 signaling pathway; cellular response to calcium ion. Gene Ontology annotation, cellular component: plasma membrane. Gene Ontology annotation, molecular function: receptor tyrosine kinase binding; calcium-dependent phospholipid binding. Bases 93 to 1694 code for a protein of 533 amino acids. The record is from RefSeq and is a predicted model, not a curated record.